Epinephelus moara (kelp grouper) is the source of this 2317-nucleotide messenger RNA. It is a transcript of the gene luzp2, whose product is annotated as leucine zipper protein 2. Lineage: Eukaryota; Metazoa; Chordata; Actinopteri; Perciformes; Serranidae. The transcript has 12 exons. The record is from RefSeq and is a predicted model, not a curated record. The coding region runs from base 480 to 1532 and encodes 350 amino acids.
UUGGGUGUUUGGCGACUGCCCACUCUCCCUGCUGAGUGUUUAGCCGUAUCUCCUCCUAUCAGACUGCAGGUAGUAAACAGGCAGAAUGGAAUGAAUGGAGACGUGGUAUUGUUUGGAGGAACAACCAGCACCAAACAAUGGCAAGAAUGCCUCUCACCAAUAGCUGAAGCUGCACGGGCGCUGACAUCAUAUCACUCCCACAUCUCCCUCUCUUGAUUUCAGCCCCACCCGCUCCUUUCCAUUAGCAAGUCGGUCCGUGUCCCUGUGUUAUUUAAAGCCAGAGAUCCUCCCUCUCGCCGAGCCACUGUGUUGCAUCUGUCUGCCUCGCUGCUUGUGUGUCUGGGUGCGUGUGUGUGCGUAUGAGAGUGCGCUAAAAAACCCAGGCAGCCAGUGGGAGAGCUAGAGAGUCGGGGAGAGAGACACGGGGGAAAGGCAAAAAGCAUCUGAGAAGGGAGAAGGAACGGGAGUGUGAGACAGCUAUGAAAUUCAUCCAAGCUAUUUGCUUACUGCUUCUCUGUCCAGCUUUGAGCCUCAACACCAGACAAAGCUACGAUGGGCUGGAAAAGAAGCUGAAGGAAGUCUUCACUGAACGGAGCAGCAUCCUGCACCAGCUCUCCAAGACAUCAAAGGAGCUGGACAGCAUAAAAGGCAACCUUCAGUCGCUGAAAAAUGAUGACUCAGUGGCCAAGAAGGAUGUGCAGAGGAUUCUGGAGCUCAGCCACAAACAGAGAGAGGAGAUGAAGUCCCUCCAGGCAGCCUUGCAGAAGCAGCUGGAUGAGGCAAAUGAGAGAGCAGAGAAGCAGCAGGCCACGAUCAAAUUUCUCAAAGUGGAGAUGGAGAAAAAAACCAAAAUCAUCAAGGAUCUACAGCAAGAGAACAAGAGCUUGAAAACUAAACUACUCUCGGGACACAAACUUUGUGACGCCUAUGCUGAGGAGUCCAAAAAAAUCCAGGCUCAACUGAAAGAACUGCGGUACGGGAAAAAGGAUUUAAUUUUUAAGGGGCAGCAGCUAAUGGACCUGGAGCACAAGUUAACUAUAGCAAAGGAAGAACUGGAGAAGACCGCACUGGAUAAGGAGUCUCAGCUGAAGGCGCUGAAGGACACAGUUCACAUCUGCUUCUCAGCUGUCCUGCACAACCAGCCCAGCAGCAGUCACAGAUUUCCCGCCUCCCCCACCCACUUGUUCAGAUACUCAUCACUCAUCAACAGCUCCAGAGUCACCUUUCAGCAGCCACAUGCCAAGGAUAUCUCCAAAGUUCAGAGAAUUGUUACGGCCAGUAAAUCACCCGUGAACAUUGGAGUAAUGAGGAGAGAGAGUGGCGGAGUUAAAGACUGCCAGAUGGAAAAGACCGGGGGCGACUGCUUCCAGAAUCAGACGGAGGAAACAGCCCCAGAAAGUAAAAAGCUACCAGAGCCACAGCAGCAAAGGAGCCAAGCGCAGACUGGAAAAUCCACCACAAAGCUCUCAGACGACAGCGAGGAGGCAGAGGGAGGCAGCAGCAAAAAGACAAAGCCGCAUAAAUACAACUGAGCGGACGGCGUAUCAUCCAAAAUGCAGAGCUCCUGCAUUGCCUGAAGGAUCUUUCUAAGAGCACACACUUGCGCACUCUCACAAAAACAUAUGUGCGCCCACACACACACACAUACACACGCAAACACACACACUGAGCUACACAUACGCAUAUCAGCAUUGUUUGCAAAAGCUGAGACACUGGAAUUGUCAACAAAUUUCAAACUGUCAUCUGCAAACCUCCAUAGUAAAAUGGCAUGCAUUCUAGAAAUUCUUUUUAAAAAGGUAGCAAUGGCACUGGUAACUUGUUUCAUGAUUGUUCAUUUGUUGUUUACUUAUCUGAGUUUUAUUCUGAGUGAGGACACUGCUUUCUAAAUGUGUGAUCUUUCUAGAAAAAUCCCUUUGCACUGGUGAGGUCUGACAAUGUAUCCUGUGAUAAGUAUAUCAAUUGACAAAUAAAAAAAUACUACUACUAUUACUACUACUACUACUACUACUACUACUACCCAACUUAGAAUAUUGUUUGUCACUCAUUGUAGCAAGGUUAAUUUACUCCUCCACAUUUUGAAAUAUAGAGGCUCAAGUUGGCUGGCCAACUGUUCAACAUUUAAUAUUUCAGCACUCUUUCUGCCUUUAACACUCCAGAGGCGAAGAGCCAAAGACUCACAAUGGGUCGUCUCCCUGAGAAUGUGCCAUGCACUGAGUAGUAACUCCUAGCUACAUGUAUCUGUGUUAUCUGACCUUUCUGUGUCCUUUCAAUAAACUGUAAUUUUCAGUAAAUGUGUGAAGAAUAAAUGGUUAUUCGU